UUAGCUUCCAAACAACGCCGAAGAAAAAGGAAAAGAGUCAUAUUCGAAGAAAAACACUUUCGUCUUCUCUGCGUCUCCUUUCAGCAGUAAUCAAAUCAUUUUUGACAUCGUCGUCUUGAUCCACCCAUGGCUAACGCGGCGUCGGGAAUGGCAGUCCAUGAUGACUGCAAGCUAAGGUUUCUUGAACUGAAGGCGAAGAGGACGCACCGUUUCAUUGUUUACAAGAUCGAGGAGAAGCAGAAGCAAGUGGUUGUUGAGAAAGUCGGUGAACCUAUCCAAACCUAUGAGGACUUUGCUGCUAGCCUCCCAGCUGAAGAGUGCCGAUACGCGAUUUAUGAUUUCGACUUUGUCACUGCUGAGAAUUGCCAGAAGAGCAAGAUUUUCUUCAUUGCAUGGUGUCCUGAUGUUGCGAAGGUGAGAAGCAAGAUGAUCUACGCGAGCUCUAAGGACAGGUUCAAGCGUGAGCUUGAUGGAAUUCAAGUGGAGCUUCAAGCUACUGAUCCAACUGAGAUGGAUCUUGAUGUUUUCAAAAGCCGUGUCAACUAAAACAAUAUUAUGUCUCUCUAUUUGAAUAAGCUUCUUUGGCUCUUUACAGUUUCUUGUGACUGUUAUAAAAACAUAACGCUCUUCAUCCUAUCUUAUCUCGUCUGUCUUCUGUGUCUUUGUUACCCAACAAUGUUUCAUCUUUAUUGAAAAUUAUCUCAAUGUUUGUGCUGUG
Molecule: messenger RNA, 718 nt
Organism: Eruca vesicaria subsp. sativa (arugula)
Lineage: Eukaryota; Viridiplantae; Streptophyta; Magnoliopsida; Brassicales; Brassicaceae
Source: the annotation of a GenBank genome assembly